GCUUCGGGGCGACAAAGUAGGGCGGGAGGCGUGUAGGGGGUAGCAGAUGGACAGUCGGGUGGUGCUGUGGUGAUGGUGUGGUGGUGUCAUUGGAGCUGUUGUGACGAUGGUGUGCCCGGUGUGGAGCGAGUGUUUGUGAGCCAAGAGCCUCGAGUGUUCCACUGGCCCAGGCAAAGGAAAGGCCGGCCACGUGUUCUCCAGGUACCGACUACUGAUAAGGAAGAGGAGGAGGAGGAGGAGGAGGAGGAGAGGAGAGAGGAGGAGCCGCAUUCGUUUGGUGGCGAUAUAGGAAAUUAUAGAGUUCGGCGUGACAAGGUUAAGCGACGAUUAGGGAUACUACCGCUGUUUCUGGGGCGUCGCAAGGCAGGCCCCACCUCGACCCGCACCUCAGUCCCCACUCCGGCCCCUCGUCCCAGGGAAGAAGCGACUGAAAAUUUCCUGCAUAAGUUGUUCCUGCCGUGGCGGAAGCGUCGCCCUCCUCCCCCGAUACUGAUACCCCCUGCCAUCUUCGUCUCCAGCCCCGAAGAGACCGAGGCAGUGCUGGCCAUGGACGCACGCCGCCACCACGCCUCCCGCCGUGCUUCAGAGAUGUACAAUGUAGACCCUGAGGAAGACCUGGACUUUCCUUCAGAGGAGUCGUAUCCAGGAAUGUACCAGGACAGGUUCUUCAGUGAACCGUUUGAGGAAGGCUGGACCACCGUGGGAGAGGUCACGAUCGCCAUGGACCGACACUCCCCGGACCCUCGUACAGACCGCGCCUCCUCCCCAUCAAGGCUGUCCGCCAGUCCACCGCCCGCCACCAGGUCACCCAAAAAAAGGCUGCAGCUCAACAUAGCCUCGACCAACACAGCCUUAGCCAACGCAACCUAUCCUGAGCCUCUUCCCUCGGGCGGUAAGGAGCCCCGCCAGGACACACAGUCAACCAAGAAGGCUGAAGGCUCCUGGCGGUCUCCUUUCUCGUCCCCCAAGAAGUCUCAGGAGAGCCGCCUGGCCCGCGCCGCUGUGGAAUCUUCUCCAAAAAAGUCACCGAAAAACUCUCCGAAGAGCUCCCCAAAGAAAGUUAAGGGAGUGGCGGCAUUCAGUUCCCCUCAGUGCGGUCGACGGGUCCUGCCAGAAAUCCUGGAGUCCUCAGUGCAUCAGUACCGCCCUGUCUACAACACGCCACCUCUCGACAACACCAAUCUGGUCCCCAAGCCUUAUUGCUCCAGGUACUCCGCCAGCCUCACCUCGCCACCCUACAGGGGCCCUGUGGCCUCACCCCGUACCAUCCUGCCAAAACCAGGAGCCACGCCGAGCACUGAAAGUAACGGCGGUGAGGCGGCGGCAGUGAGUCAAAGGCAGCCCAAAGACACCAAGGGGAAAAUCAAGAGGUCGAUGCCAAGUCCAGAGGCGUGCCUGGAGGGCUGUGGCAAGACCUCCCGGACUUCGUCCCCUCGCUCACUCAGCCCCACCAGCCCCACCAGCCCCAUCACCCGGCCGGGAAUGGACUCUAUAUAUUCAAGACCCUUAACUCGAUCUCCAUUAACCACAGGAAAGACAAGCAAGAGUCCAAUUAAUAACAAGACUCCUUCACCUAUUGCCAGUCCGUUGGGCAGCCCCGUGACGAGUUCCGGCCUCAGUCCAACAACCAGCCCCAGCCUCAGCCCCACACCUAGCCCAAAAUUCAGCCCUGUCACCACGCCGCCGCCCAGUAAGCGUGGACAGAGCCCUCCUUUCCUCCAACCUCUCAGCCCCCCCUCUAGCCCCGACAACAAGGAAAGUCUGUCUGAUUCGACGGACCUAGACCCUGAGGAGUUCCUGGCGCUCAGCACCCUGGACUCAGCACUGCUGGACACGCCCUCGCUGUACAACUGCUCCAACAAACCUUUCAACUCUUACGAGGAGCUGCAGACCAUGACUGAAAAGGAACAAAAAUCUUCCGUCUCCGCCCCGACGCCCACCACUGCCGCGGCGGCCCGCCCUUCCAAUCAAACCAAAACUUCAGAAUAUUCUGGUGACGUGGACAGUGGCGGCAGCCGUCACCCCAGUGAGGCUAUGGAUACCACCCUCAGCAGGGACUCGCUCAACACCACUAUCAGCGACGAGAUGAAGAGCCUGCGCAGCUUUGUGGCUCAGGAGGAGCUCUCCACGCCUCCAGCAUCGCAGGGCCCCAAGAACCAGCGCGAAGAGAGUCUAGAGUUUGUGUUUGAGGAAGUGACCGACUCACCGUGCCACCUGCCUCGGGAACAUGUCCCGGCCCCCGCUAAAUCACCAGCAGGAGGCUCACUUGCCACAGGGGAAAAAAAACCCAGCAGAUUGUCACCGAAACUUGGCAAGUUCACGCAGAAAGUGUCAGACAAAAACAAAGAGAAUGAAGAGAAAAACAAGAUCAGUCCCUUUCUGCCCCGCAACAUCCUUCACUUUGGCAGCAAGGACAAGAAGGCCAAAGCCAAGGCUCACGAGACAGACUCCCCGAAGACUGAGGGCUGGACUUCAGAGGCCAUCGAGGAAUACUUAUUGGAGACCAGCCGGGAAGAGAGCGUCAAGCUGGGUCUCCUGACGGAGGAAGACAUUAUGUACCACGAGUCCAAGGGAGGGCAUCAGACUUCUUCCGCCUCUCGCCCUCUCCCCGAAGUGACGGUCAGUGAUGAGCUGCAGCCCGUGGCUCCCUUCAGGAGAAGGGCGGCCCCCUCCCCGCCGCAGAGUAGGUCCCCAUCCUGGAACCCACAGGACAUUGAGAAUUAUUUGCUGGAGCAUAACAAGGACGAGAACCUUCGCCUGGGACUGCUAUCAAAAGAGGACAUUGAUAUCUACGAGUGGAAGCGUGCCACAGGCAUGUCUCCGAUCUGCGACACCUCAUGGACGCGCGAGACGUUACGCAAGAACAAGUGGUGCACUCCAGCGAGUCUUCCCUCUCUGGCUCAGCCUCCCAGCCAGCCUCCCCGGAUCCCUGCGCCGCUGCUCCGAGGCUCACUGCACCUGCCAUGUCCCCAAGAGCCAAAACCCACGUUCUCAGGGAGCCUCGCAAACCAGGCGGAGAAAAGCCUGUCGACGUUCCCAGCCAGCCAAUCUCUGUUCCUCGACGACGAGUGCGAGCACCAGCGCCGCCCAUCGGAACACCACCUUCUGCCAAAUCUGCUGUUGCAACAUCCGCCGCCUCGGACAACAGCAAGCUGAACGCUCACUUCGCUUUCCGAGGAUUCAAAUUGGGUCAAGGAUUAAACUCGAGCGGUCCGGGAAGGAAGGGAUGCGCACCACAGCCCCCAGCAGUGGCCAGCCUCCAGCAGGAGGCCGUGAAACCACCUGCUCCCAAAUAUGACUCACUAAAAGAAUCCACACCAGACGCCAUCACCUCCAG
Portunus trituberculatus (swimming crab) is the source of this 3337-nucleotide messenger RNA. Its product is annotated as nascent polypeptide-associated complex subunit alpha, muscle-specific form-like. The transcript has 5 exons. Bases 73 to 3156 code for a protein of 1027 amino acids. The record is from RefSeq and is a predicted model, not a curated record. NCBI's taxonomy places the organism in Eukaryota, Metazoa, Arthropoda, Malacostraca, Decapoda, Portunidae.